CAGCUCAGAGCAGUCGCGCGGCAUUUCGGGUCGAGUGAGGUUGCUUGAAUGUAUAGUGUGUGAAUCUGACAGUAUGCUUGCACAGUGUUUCCUCGUGACUGUGGUAGUGGUUGUGUCAUCCAUCGGUGCAUAUGGCGACGACGUCGGCAUUUAGAGUGGCGACAUGGUUGUGGCCAUCUUACAAUGGGUGGCACUAUAACAACGGAUGCUGCCCGCAAUUCUUUAGUCUUUCUGCUUCUGUUGCUUUUGUUUGGGAUGUUGAUUCAUGCGACCAAUAUGGCGACGGCGGCAUCUAUAACAGCAUCGUCGCCGUCUGCAGGCGUCUCCAUCUGCAUGCGAGAAGGAUGUAAUUGCACCAGCACACCCCCACACUGGCUAAUAGUCACAUGUUCCUUCAACAGCAAACAGACAGUGGACCUGGACGCCGGCUCCAUUCCGCCCCAGAUGCUGGAACUGAACGUGACUCAGUGUCCAGGUGAGCUACGUCUACUGGCCGGCGCCUUCUCGCAGGUGUGGGCGCUGCAGAGGGUGCGUCUCAGCAACGUGGAGCGACUGGUGGUGCGGCGCCACGCAUUCCUCAACCUCUCGGCGCCGCACACACUGCUGGAAGUGCUCGACUGUGGCAGCGCCGUGGUGGAAACUCACGCCUUCCGAGCCGUCCGCGGGCCCCUCACUGCUGUCAUCUCCCGCUGCGCCCACGUCAUCGUGCAGAACUCUGCCUUCUCCUGGAUCCUCGCCGUCACAGUGAAGGACGUGCCGCGACUUGAGCUGUUCAAGCAAGCCUUCUCCUUCGAGACACCAAGCGCAGUUGGGCGCCAUGGGCCGGCCGCAACGGACUACGAUGAACAGCACCUUCUGCUCGUUCAGGUGCUGCUGCAGAACGUGAUGCUGGCAGAGCUGCCGCAGGGAGCGUUCCCUUCAUCAGCGGCAGAGGUACGCCUCGUGGACGCGGAAGUACGCACUAUUCGACGCGACGCCUUCUGUGCCAACACGCUGUUCUCCGUGGUCUUCCAGAAUACGUCUCUGCAUCGCGUGGAAGCAGGUGCCUUCAGCGACCAUACCCUCAUCCAGUACCUGGAAAUGUCCGGCGUGAGGAUACGUGUACUCGCAUCCCAUGCUGUGCAGGCAGCCAUAACCAACCUAACUAUUCAGCAUUCCAGGGUGUCCGAGGUGCUGGAAGGUGCUAUGAACAUAACAGUAGCCAAGGCAACCUUCAGUAACAACGUAUUCGAGAAGAUCAUGUCUCGAGGAUUUGUUCUGAAAUACUGGAACCGCAUCGUCAUGAUGGACAAUACUUUCCAGUGGUUAGAAGCAGAUGCAGUGAAUAUGCCAUUCGAGUCACUGCCAGGUGUAAGCACGUACGAGUUCAGUUUUGCGGGUAAUGAAGUGGGUAAGUUUAACCCUGGCGCUUUAAGGUUCGCAGUGGAGGCCAUAGAAGGAGGUGCUGGAAUAAAAGCAAAGCUGACAGACAACCGAUUCACGCAGAUCUGCCACUGCAACUUAAUAUCGUGGGUGCAGAAAAUGGUGACAACCGAAAAGGAAGCAGUGGACGAAAUUUUCAACACCAGUUCAUGCACGGUAGAUUCGGUACUGGCACGGUGUUUUAAUGUGCCUCAGGGUUUUCUGAACAUGAGGAACUAUACCGAACUGGUGUGUGGGUCAGGGGAUGUGAUAGUGUGUGAAGAGACGAAACAAGGCGAAAGUGCUGUGAGUGUGGUCAGUAGCGGUUCUACGGACGACAGUGAGGUGGAUCGCGAGAAGAAAAUGUUGGGCUUGAUAUUCAUAGUGGUGGUAUGUGCGAUGGUUGUUAUACUUGUGAUCACAGGAAUCCUCUGGUUGCGGCGACACGGGUACUGCCUGCAGGCACGGAUCAUGCUGCUGCCCACCACGACAAGUUUACUCACCAUGUUCUCCACCCUCUUCCAAGGUAUAGGGACUGGGGGGCUCGUGACGGCACGAUCUAUAUCUCGGCUGUCCAUGCACGAGUACACAGAGCUGCAACAGCAGCAACAGAAGCAAAGGCAAGGCCUGCUGCUUAUCACAGACGAUAAUAUCAGUGAAGAGGAAGUUGAACAAGUGCCAUAUGAAGACAAGUGGACUCAGACUCUGCCCGAAGAACUGACUCAAGAACUCCUCCAGUCACUGAGAGAGAAAUUGGACGAUCCAGAAAAUUACAGUGAGGCGCGAGAUAUGAUAGAGCAUUUGUAUGAUCUCAUCAAGGUAGAGGAAUGUUGCAACAAUAACAACAUGCCCUCCACGUCGCGUCCCAUCGAGGAGUAUGACGACGAAGACGAUGAUAAUUUAUACGACGUAAUUGAAGCGCCGUCCCCACCGCCGUCCAGGCUUCGCCCCAAGUCCAAAACGACUACGACAUGUAGUGUUGGUACAAGAGCACCAUCCCCAGACAAACUUCUGCCUUACGCCCAGGUGAGGAGGAACCGGCAACCGGCGGUCGUAUGUGAGUAUGUGGAGCCCCGAGAUCGCGAACAGCAUUUGUAUACAGAACUGCCCGGAGGAGGUGCCCCCUCAGCCACAACCUUGCCUGCCACGAGCUCUGGCACUAACAAAUCGCCAGCUAGACCUCUCAGCUUCUUGCGCGCCCUCGGUGAAAGUAUUUUGCCAAGGGUGUCGGCUACUGUAGGUGGUAAGGUCCAUCAACCAGUUUCCGUAUUGUGUGAAUACACAGAGCCAACAGAUGCUGCAGUCCAUGUCUACACAGAAGUGCCACCCACAAGUAGCAUCAGGUGCUCCAGCAAAAUGGCUAACCGUCCACUGCCUACCAAGCCUGAUCAGGAUAAGCAGAACGAUGAUCCUGGGGAGGGUACCUCUGCCUCCUAAUUUUGCUCAACUGUGAUACAUAUAAGACUUUAUUCUUUCCUUUGUAUUCAAAAGACGACAAGGAUGGAAUAUGAUAUUAUUGUGAUGAAUGCCUUGUGCUGUUCUGAAGUAUAUUAUAUUAUAUAUAUGUAUAUCUGCUAUGCAAAGUAAACGAUGCUCAUUUUAUAAUUUGCA
Molecule: messenger RNA, 3012 nt
Organism: Cryptotermes secundus
Lineage: Eukaryota; Metazoa; Arthropoda; Insecta; Blattodea; Kalotermitidae
Exons: 4
Coding region: 184-2838 (884 amino acids)
Source: RefSeq, a predicted model, not a curated record